Molecule: messenger RNA, 578 nt
Organism: Hibiscus syriacus
Lineage: Eukaryota; Viridiplantae; Streptophyta; Magnoliopsida; Malvales; Malvaceae
Exons: 3
Coding region: 63-386 (107 amino acids)
Source: RefSeq, a predicted model, not a curated record
CAAAACUUCAUCUUCCCUUAACAAACCUACAAUUUGUUCAAAGCUAAACUGAAAAUCUAACCAUGGCAUUGAUGCAAGUUCUUAACAGCACAAAGGCAAUUCCUUUCUCAAAUCCAUAUGUGUUCUCGAGGUUCUUCUCCAAGUCAAGUUCAUUUAUUACGAAGGUUGGAAUACCGGAAUUUCUGAAUGGAGUUGGAAAUGGGGUUGAAACUCAUGUAGCAAAGCUGGAAUCUGAGAUUGGUGACUUUCAGAAACUUCUCGUCACCUGCACUCUUAAGCUCAAGAAACUUGGAAUUCCUUGCAAACAUAGAAAGCUGAUAUUGAAAUACACGCACAAAUAUACGUUGGGUUUGUGGAAGCCGAGGGCUGAACCCGUGAAGGCUUGAUCAAUCUGUCUAAUUCUUUGGUUGCUGUGUUAAGAUAUUACAGUUACAGCCGUUUCUUUCCCUUUUUUGCCUUGAUAUUGAGUACUAAAAACUAGAUUUCUAAACAAUUUUAUGAUUCUGUAAUUGCAGUAUGCAACAUUUGUCAUUAGAAAACUUUAUGGAGUUGAUCAUAUUGGUAUCGAGGACCAGUAU